Molecule: messenger RNA, 1546 nt
Organism: Paramecium pentaurelia
Lineage: Eukaryota; Ciliophora; Oligohymenophorea; Peniculida; Parameciidae
Source: the annotation of a GenBank genome assembly
AUGUAUUCACUUUAGAAAUUAGUGCCUAAUAAUAAAAUUCAAUUAAAACCUGGAGCAUUCUCAUAACAUCAGAAAUUAAAUCAAAGUGUUGAUGGUGUAUUAACAAUUCAUUAAAAAUCAUAAUAAUAACUUUAAACUCAAAUCUAAAUUGUCAACAAAAAAGAACCUUAACGAUUGGUAAAUAAAAAAUAAGAACUAUUAUAAAUCCUUGGGAAUGCAUAAAUUAAUUAAAGAUAAACUAAAUCAAUAUCACCCAAUACAACACCUCAAAAAUAAUAAAGUAACAGAAAAUUGAAUUUUAAUCAUAUUACUGAAUAAGAUGCACUCAUACUUAAUUCAAGUAAUGCUAUGGCCAAUAUGAUAAUAGAAAAUAUACUCAAUAAAGAUGAUUAUUAUUAGAAAAUUCUUUAAGAGAAUCAAGAUUUAAAAGAAUAAUCAACAAAAUUAUAAUUAACUCUUAAUGAAUUAAAAAAAAAGUGUUAAACAUCUGAAUAAACAAAUAAAGAACUCCAAUAAAAUUUACAACGUGAACGUCAACUCUAUUAAAAUUAAUUAAUGAAUAUUAAUGAAUAAAUUCAAACUAUGAAACCUUUGAAAUAAAAUUUGUAGAUAGAAUAAAAGAAGUGUGAAUCAUUAACUAAACAAUUAUAAGAUUAAAUAGCUAUCAAUAAUGGAUUAAAAUCAUUCAUUUGUGAUAAUUGUUUAAUUUGUAUAGAAUUUCUAUCCUUUUUUUAGAAAAUUGUAUUACAUUUCCAACCUUAAAUAACAUUAGCUUAUGAAUCUCUUAUAUAAAUAUCAAAACAUUCAACAGCAUUUAUUUUAGAAUUCAUAUCCAAAACAUAAAAUCUCAAUUUACCUGCUUUAAGAAAUUGUGUAUUACCAGAAGAAUUUGAUGUUAAUGGAUUCUUUUAAAUUGUAGAAUCAUUAAAAUUGAAUGAAUCUUAAGAAAUAUCUUUUAGAAAUAAAACAAACAAUGUUUCAAAACAUACAAUUUAAAGAACCAAUAAUACACCACCUCCAUCUGAAUCUCUAAAACCAAUUAAGAAUGCUUCAACUUCUUUACAUGAAUAAUAUAAUUCCUUUUUAGAUAUAAAUGAACCUUUAAAUAAAACCUAGGUGAUAAAUCCUUAUUUUACAGAUUUAGAUUCAAUUGAGCAAUAAAGAAUGUAAAAUAAAGAAAAACAUAGAAAUUAAUUGGGUUUAUAACUAAAUAUAACUAAUAAAAUGAAUUAGGAAAUAAAUGAGAAUUCUAAUUAUUUUUAAAUAAUUAAUAAUGAGUAACAUAUAUUUAGAGAAUAAGAUAAAUAAUCAAAAAGAAAUAAAGAAAAUUAAUAAUAAAAUUGUUAAUAUGUUAUAGCAAAAUAUGAUUAUAAAGCACAAAAAGUAUAGAUAUUAAAAUGAUUUAUGGUAGGAUGUAGAUUUAAGUUUUAAGAAAGGAGAUCAAAUAAAAUUGUUAAAGAAAACAACAAAUGGAUGGUGGUAUGGUGAAGACAAGAAUUAAGUAAAAGGAUACUUUCCACAUAAUUUUUUUUAAUCAGUAGGAUGA